Symbiodinium natans is the source of this 4023-nucleotide messenger RNA. Lineage: Eukaryota; Dinophyceae; Suessiales; Symbiodiniaceae. The record is from the annotation of a GenBank genome assembly.
AUGUCUGCCUUGUUGACUGAAUCAACUGCAGUUUUGAAAGAGCGUGCCGCUCAGGUGGGGUUGCCAGAUGAUGCAUUGCAACGGCUGCUUGACCAGGGCGUCGACACUCUGGCCAAACUGGCGUUUGCCCCUGGUCAUCCCGGGGAGUCCCCCAGUGACGAGAAACUCAAGGCCUUAGUUGCUCCAGUAGCUGCCCCCGGGGGUGCAGGUGGUGCCGAGCCCUCUCUUGGUACCGUCGCCGCGGUACGCAGGUUAGUCUUCGAAGCACAAACUUUGGUCGUCAAUGAGACCAAGUGCCUAGUUGAGAAUAAAGAAGAGCAGCCAAAAGAAUUGCCUCCAGCCGAACGGCGUGAUCGCCUGCAGAAACAAGCUGCCCGCCUUGCAGGUGUUGACUUGUCUGGUGUCAACGAGUGCUCGCAUGCAAGCUAUGACCUUUGCCUGAAGCUGAUUUCUGACAACUGUGUCUCGUAUCUUCAGCCUUCGAAGUUUACCUGCCGGCAGGCGGAACUGCGUAUGGAUAAGCCCCGCAAGGAACUUGAUGUCGCGGCCCCGGGCUCGUCCUCUUCCGUGCUCCUUAUCAAGGACCGCGCUGCAGAGCAGCAUUGCGACGUGACGCAUGCCCUUGAUCUAUUCCAGGCCCUGCAUCGUCGCGCGUUGGCCAUGGACUUGUUGGCCUUAGCACGUAUGCUCGCUACCGGUGAAUUGCCGUUGGAUAGCCUCUGGGCUGAUUUGCAGAAGGCUGCUGUGCCUGCUGGCUUGUUGCCGGAGGAAGUGUUGCCUGCCCGGCCUGAUGUUCCCCUUUCAGAAAGUGCAGCUCACCCUGGCGGUAGCAAGCAGCUGACUGUUUUCCAUGCUCUUGAAGUGUUUGCGGGCAGCGCUCGUCUUACUGUGGCCCUUCGUGCCGUGGGCUUGCAAGAUUCCUGUGGCGUCGAUCAUCGGAUCCCCAGGCAUUGCCCUUGUCCCAUGGUCAAACUUGACCUCACUCGCGAUUUUGAUGUACAGCUUUUGCAUGAUAUGAUCGACAACCCUUUUUGUCUUUAUGUGCAUUUUGCACCACCGUGUGGCACGAGCUCCCGUGCUCGCCUGAUCCAAGAGACCGAUCACGAUCCCGAACCGUGUCGGGAUGAUACCUUUCCUGAUGGCCUACCCGGGCUUCCUGAUCGUUUGGCUCAACGUGUGGCUGCGGCCAACCGCCUCUAUGGCGUAACCGCUGCAGCCCUGAAACGGGCGGUUCUUGCUGGCAAGCUUGUCAGCUGCGAGAAUCCCCUGAAUUCUUUCAUGUGGCAGACCACUGCGUGGCGUCAGGGCACCUCCGGUUUGUCCUUGCGGGAAACUGUGUUUGACCAUUGUUGCUACGGGGGCAGCCGCCCCAAGCAUACGUUGUGGGUGCACAACGUGCCAGCCUUCGACCAACUCAGCCUGACAUGCCCUGGCGAGUCCGCCUCCCAUAAGCAUUUGCCUUGGGGUCGUGUGUCUAAGUUCCGCUAUGCUACUAGUGAGGAGACCGCUUACCCGCUUGGGUUGUGCAAGGCGGUCGCCGCACUCCUGCUUGAGGAGCUCUGCCAGCGUGGGUUCCAGCUGCCUGCUCGUUCCCUGUCAGAUGAGGUUCGGCAGCAACAUAGAGCGGCCCAGGUCAGUCUCGGCUCCCAGCCCCGUGGCAAGAAGGUUGCUCCUAUGGUCGCUGAGUUCCGUGAUGUGGUCGUUGUGACAUCUGACCAUGACUUCUUGCCUGCUUCAGCCAAGCUGCCCGUGGCCGUGCCUGUUCCGCCCUCAGCCUCGUGUGACCCGCCUUUGCCAGAGCUGCCCAUGGGUUCUCGUAUAUUGCGUCGUGUUGCACUUGGGGGUGGAGAGACGCCGCGUUCUGGACCUUCAUCCCAGCCAAGCAGUAGGAAUCAGGGAAACCCGAACUGCCCCGUCGAGCAGUUCGCCUCUGUGUGCCUUCAACAGAAAACUAUCUUGGCUGAUGAUGUAACUCAGCUGUUUCAGCUCUUGAAGUCGGAUCGCUUGGCCAGAGGUGCUGGCCUGGAUGAUGAGUUUUCGUGGUCCACAGGGGCCUAUGCACAGGAUCCGAACGUGCCUGACUUGAUGGGCUGUGAGCUGAAGUUCGAGUCCAACAGGACACCAAGCCUCCUCACCGGCAGGGCCCGAGGAGUUCCACCUGAGCUGCAGCAAACGAUUGACUUCUUGGCGUCGGAGGGCAUGCACACCGUUGGUGCCAGUAGGACUGAAGCUUUACGUCAGUGGCUAGGGCGAGCCGCAGAGCUCGACGAGCAAGAACGUGUGUAUAAGGAGACACUGCCCAAGCACUGUGCGAAAACCUUGAGCAAGAAAAGGCUGCUUCUUUUCGGCGAGAUGAUUGAGGCGGCCGGCCACAAUGAUCCGUCGUUGGUUGCGGAUAUGUCUAAGGGUUUUGCUUUAGGAGGUCCGAUCCCCUACUGCCCUGAGUUCCGCGCUAAGCGUACAGCUGCCACCAUGGCGGUCGAUGACCUGCGAGGGUCAGCACAACGAAUGCGGAAGGGCAUCCUAAACUCUACCAAGAGCUCAGGAGAUGAUGUGGUGGAUGCUGAAACUUACCGAGUCACCUUGGACGAGGUGGAGCGGGGGUGGCUGGACGGGCCGCUGAAAGAGAGCGACUUGGGGGCCAGCUCUUUGUUGACCAGGCGCUUUGGCGUUGUGCAGAAUAACAAAACACGGCCCAUCGAUAACUACCUUGAAAGUGGUUUGAAUGCCACAUCUUCAUCGUACGACACAAUCACCGUGCACACCGCCGACUGCAUAGCAUCAGGUUUGGCCCGUCGACUGAGGGCCGAUGCAAAGUGCAGGUUGCACCAACUUCUCUUGAAGUCCUGGGACCUUCACAAGGCCUACAAAAACCUUCCACUAUCCCUGGAGGCGCUAGAGGACAGUUUCUUGUGCGUCUACGACCCAAAAGGGAAAUGUCCCCGAAUUUUCCGACAAAAGGUUCUUCCGUUUGGAUCACGGCACAGUGUGCACGCAUUUUGCCGGGUGUCACUAGGGAUAUGGAAAGUCCUUGUAGUGCUGUUCUUAUGCCACAUCAACGUUUAUUUUGACGACUUUGUGGGUGUGGAGCUGGCUCCUCUGGCCCGCCUCUUCGACAUUGGUGUUUGCCUAGUAUUCCGUUUGUUGGGGUGGGAUGUCGCCGAAGACAAAGAAUCUGUGUUCGACUCCUGUGCAAAAGUGUUGGGGUUGAAGUUCGACUUGUCUGAGUCCCGUCUCGGACGUAUCACUCUGUGUAACACGGAGUCGAGGCGAGACGAGAUCUUCGAGGCCUUGUCCGACAUCCUUUCUUCUGGUUACCUCACGCAAAAGGAUGGCGAGCGCAUCAGGGGCCGACUCCAGUUUGCUGAAAACCAGAUAGCUGGAAAGGUUGCUGGAACAGCCUACAAACAACUGUCGCGGUUUGUGCAACGAGGGGGAGGACACCUGGAUGAGUGCACCAGGGUAGCCCUACUAAGGUUGCGCGAUCGAGUCAACUUCUCACCGCCCAGGGUGAUCUGCGCCAACAUCUUGACUACCAUGCAUCUUUAUGUCGAUGCCUCUUGUGAGGGUGAUAACGUAGGCUUGGGUGGUGUUCUUGUUAAUGAAGUGGGUUCGAAGAUGGGCUUUUUCAGUGACCGCGCGUCUGAGCAUGUGAGACGUCGCAUGAAUCCUGAGAGCGGCAACCCCAUUUUCGAGUACGAAUGCUUAGCCAUCCUUGUCGGACUCAGGUUGUGGGCUCCGCUCAUUCGCAGUACCAACCUCGUUGUGUUUACUGACAACGAGGGUGCCCUGGCCUGUAUGGUUGCCGGAAUUUCAAGCAACAAGUAUGGAGAAGCGAUUGCUCAGCAUGUUCAUGUGCUGUGUGACGAGCUUGGGCUUAACAUCUGGUUUGAACGCGUGAACACCUGCUCAAACGUGGCAGAUGCCCCCUCACGCGGCUCUAAAGAUCCAGAGCUGGGCAAAGAAUUCACGAUCGAUCUUGAUUCACUCGUUGAUCACGCCUUUGAGUCUUGGGGGUUGUGA